Pelagomonas calceolata is the source of this 3204-nucleotide messenger RNA. The record is from the annotation of a GenBank genome assembly. Lineage: Eukaryota; Pelagophyceae; Pelagomonadales; Pelagomonadaceae.
AUGCAGCCGGCGACCUACGCCUCGGUGGCGCACGUCGGCUGGGAGCGGAGCAUCCGCUGGGAGGCGCCGGACGACGACGACGCCGCGGAGCGCGCCGCGCCCAUCGUCGGCGGCGACGCCCGCGUCGCGAGCGGCGCCUGGACGCGCGCCAUCCGCUGGGACGGGGACCAAACCGCCGCGCCGAGCGAUGAAACGACGCACGCGCCCGCGGACGAGGACGCGCGCGCCGCGCGCGCGUACCGCGAGCCGGCGGGCCGGCAGUCGCGGCGGCGCGCGGCGGGGAACCAGCGCCUGCCCAAGGCCGCGAACGCGCGGCCGGCGCAGCUGCACCGCUUCGUGAGCGCGGACACGGCGAACCGCGCCCGGGAGCUCUUCCACCGGCCGCGCGUCGACCACCGGCUGCUGCGGGCGCCGUGGCGCCUCGCGGCGCGCGGGCGGUCGGCGGCGCAGCGCGGCGCGCGGCAGCUGCGGGCGCGGUCGCUGGACCAGGUCCGCGCCGAGGACCUCCGGGCGGGCGACGGCGACCUGUUCGUGGGGGAGCUCUCCGAGGAGCGGCCGGGCCUCGUGGCGAACCCGGGCAUGAGCUUCGCGCUGUGCCGCCUGCGGCGCGGCGUCGAGGGCCGCGCGUCCGACGACGACGACGACCGCGACGGCGUCGCGGUCGACCUAGGGAUGGAGGCGCCGUCGCCGCUGCUCGGGGACCUGCCGGAGCCCGGCCGCGAGCUCCUGGUCGGCGUCUCGAACUUGCAAAGGCGGCCGGUCUUCCCGCACGCGUCGCGCGACUUCCUGCUGUGCCUCCGGCCGCGGCUGCGCAAGGACCUCGGCAAGGCCGCGGAGGUGGCGUGGACCUGCCGGCCGCUGCGGAAGCACGUCGUCGCGGCGCUCGGCCAGGGCGAGCCGCGCAUCGAGGUGCCGCCGGCCGGGUCGAAGCGGUACGCGGCGCUCCAGGAGCCGCUCGCCGCGUUCCACAUCGCGCGCGCGCUGCUGGCCAAGAGCUCGGCGGCCAAGGGCGACGUCAAGCACGCGACGUUCCCGGCGUCCGACCUCGGGCGCGCACUCUUCGCGUCGGCGCCCGCGCCGCUCGCGCUGGUGAAGCGCGCGGCGGCCGAGGUCGCCGAGCGCGUGCGCGACGUGCACGGCGAGGCGCUGAAGAGCGUCGAGGGCGAGGACCUCUGGACGCACCGGGCCCAGGCGGUCCGGCCCGACGACGUGGCGCUGCGCUUCGCGCCCGAGGACGUGUGCGCCUACGAGUCGGCGUCGGCGUCGCUCAAGCGGCUGAAGCACCUCGGGUUGCGGCGGCCGCAGCUCCUGGGCGGGCCGGCGGGCGUCGCGCCGGCGUGCCGCAAGCUCUUCGAGGUGAAGCGCGCCGCGGACGCGCGCGCCAAGGACCUCGAGACGCGCGCCCGGGGCGACCCGGGCCCCGCGCCGUCCCUCGGGGACCUGUGCGCGGCGGCCCGGCGGCGCUGCGCGGAGGCGGACGCGACGCUCCGCGCCGCGAUGCGCGUGCACGAGGAGCUGAGCUUCGCGCCGGCGCACCUGACGAGCGGGUUCUGCGACGCGGUCCUGAAGAAGACGCAGCACGCCGUGCUGCGGCUCGAGGGCCCCGGCGACCCGAGCGGCUGCGGCGACGCGUUCUCGUUCGCCCGGUCGACGCUGCGGGAGCUGCGGCGGGGCGACGUGAUCCACAAGGCGUCGGGCCAGGCCGUCAAGGAGGCCUACGACGAGCGCGUCAACGCGAUCGCGCGGCGGCAGCGGCACGCGCUGUCGGGCCGCGGCCACGACGGGGCGCACGUGGAGGACGACGCGCUCAAGGACCUGCGGGGCGGCUUCGUGGGCCGCGGCGCGCGGGGGCCCUACGCCACGUCCAGCGGCUACGACGCCGCCAAGGCGCAGAAGGCGCGGGACCAGAACAAGCGGCGGAAGGGCGGGUCGCACGGGCGGCGGUCGCCCGUCGAGGCCGACGACGACCUGGAGGACCUCGAGGCGGACCUCGAGCAGGACCUGCUGCAGGGCGAGGCCAAGGACGAGGACGAGCGGCAGCUCGAGUCGUUCCGGCGGGCCCUGCAGCAGGAGAGCAACGUCCAGCAGGCGAGCGGGCCGCCCAAGUUCCUCGUGCGACGGCUGACGCGGCGGCUGGUCCACGGGCGCGAGGUCGUCGCGGUCACGUUCGUGAACAGUUCGCACGAGGUCGACCGGGUGGCGCGGCGGACGGGCGUCUCGCUCGAGGCCGACGACGACGCCCUCGUGCUGGACGUGCCGCUGGACGACCGACGCCAGGCGCCGGGCCCCAAGAAGCUCACACUGCGCCUCGGGGCGAAGGAGGAACCGAAGAAACGCACGGGCGCCGUCAAGCUCAACCUCACGAAACUGCGGGGCCGCGCCGACGACUACAAGGCGGAGGCCAAGCGCCAGAAGGCCGAGCAGCAGCGCGCCGAGGCGGCGGCCUACCACCGGCCCGUCGCGAAGCGCGAGGGCCCGCGCGCCGACGCGCAGAACAAGCCCCACGUCCAGCUCGCGAAGCUGCUGCGGCAAGAGUGCCUGAACCCCAUGUACGCGCGGCCCGGGUGCCGACCCUUCGUCCGGCCCGUCUCGACGAAGACGUUCCCGCUGUACAAGACGAAGAUCACCAAGCCGAUGGACCUCUCGACGAUCAAGUCGCGGCUCGAGCGCUACGUCUACCGGGACCGCGAGGGCUUCAUGGCGGACAUGGACCUGAUCGCGACGAACUCCAUCACGUUCAACGGCCCCGAGCACCCGAUCUCCAAGGAGGCCCUGGCGAUGGCGCGCGCGGCGCGCGCGGCGUGCGACUCGUUCGACGACGAGCUGGGCGCGCUGGAGCGGGCGACGAAGGCCAUGAUGGCGGCGGCGCCGAAGCGGCGGCGGGCCUCGCCGCCGCCGGCGGCCGCCGCGCCCGCGCCCGCGCCCGGCGACGGCGUCGCGCUCGCCUUCGCCGGCAUCGGGCGCGCGCCGGUGCCGACGAACGCGCGGACGCCGCCGACGUCGCCGCCGCCCCAACUCGCGCCGCCGGGCGCGCCCGUGCGCCAGGCCUCGACGGCGCCCCAGCAACCGCUGCUCCGCGUCGCGGCGGCCCGGCCGGCGGCGACUUCCUCGCCGCCGCCGAGCACGCCGUUCCUCGCCGCCGCGCUGGCGGACGACUCGUCCUCGGGCGAGGAGGAGGCCGUCGGGGGCGGGGCGAUUAAUUGA